AUGGAGCGACUCCUUCGCUACUCACGGGUUGGACACAUGGUUCGUCUCAUCGAGCUCGAGGCAAUAGUCAACGACAGCCCGUCGUUCGCGGAUGCACUCGUAGCUGCCUCAGUCGCCCUUGUGAUCUACGACAUACUUCUCAUUAUCGGUAACGGGGUUCGUAUGGAUCCACAAUUAAAGGGAUAUAUCGUCGACCUCAUCCUCCAGGUCGAGCUCUUAUGGACAAACUGGUGGAGUAUUCUCAAGCUGUUCUACUUCCUGGAAUACGAGCUCGGAGUGCGGGGUCGUCGAUUCCGCUUAAAUGCACCGACGACAUUCGCCAGCAUUGGCAUAGACGGCAACUUUCUGGCACUUAUCAUCAUCUCUGGACUUUUUUCAUCCGGUAUGCUUUUUACCCAUGCUGAUCUCCGCCGUAACGCGACCACGGCCGAGUGGCAUGGGGAACGUGCCGUACUCAGUCAGGCAAUUCCCAUCUUUCAAUGUCUUAGGAUGGGACUGCAUGAGAAUGGAGGAAUUCUUGGACGCAAGCACAAUCUCUGUGGCGUUGUCAAAGAACUGGGACUUCCACCUGGGUUUAAAGGGAGAAAGACAUUACGGGAGCGGUGGGACGAGGACUGA
Molecule: messenger RNA, 618 nt
Organism: Serendipita indica DSM 11827
Lineage: Eukaryota; Fungi; Basidiomycota; Agaricomycetes; Sebacinales; Serendipitaceae
Source: the annotation of a GenBank genome assembly